AAUAAUUAGCCUUGUGAUGUCGGGCGAUGUCAGAGUAAAAGAAGAGCCGAUAGACUUCGAAUGUUCACCAUUUGAACUACUCAACGAGAUAGGACAGACUGAUGACAUCACGACUCCAAAUAAUGACGUCACAAGCCGUAAUGAUAACGUCACCACCCGUAAUGAUGACGUCACAAGAUGUAAUGAUGACGUCAAGAGUGAAUUAACUGGUGAUCACUCUGCACCUGUUAUAAAACAGGAGUAUGAAGUUGUCGUAAAAACUGAGAUAACAGUCGGGGCUGAGGACAAUGAAGAGUGCUCGUUACUCCACCAAACACCACGUGAUUACAGCGAAUCACGUGGUCUCCAAACCAGGUCACGUGAUUUAUCCACAGAACAAACAGAACUAUUUGCUGACCCAGAUAGAAUACCAGCACCUCUGGAAAGCGUUGAAGACAUGGAACAAGAGGAGAACAUUGAUCAGGCUGAGGGGUUCAUGACAAUGAAGAUGGAAUUACCAGCAAAGUAUAAGACACUUUUUGAUGGCGUUAAGGCGUUUCCAGAGAUGGCAAAGGAGAUUCUGCCCAUUAUAGAGGAGCUAGUUCAUUUUCACAACUGCAUUUGUUUACUAAGACGAGAUCUGAAUCUGUCCCGAUGUGAGGAUUGUGGGAGAGGGUUUGCAGCACCAAGCAGGGUUAAAGUACACGCUCGACAUUGUGUAAUACAGAAACUUGAAAACAGAUUCGCUCCUGCCAGUAUUACCAAACAUAUCGGACCUGCUGCAGUCCCCGAGGAAACUAAGUCUCCUGCCACAACUCGAAGUGAAACCGAAAGUAAAUCAAUCGAAAGUGAAAGGAUUGUGCCGGAUGAUAAUGUUAACCCAUCAAGAAAAACGAGGAGUAGACAAGCAUGUGAUCCAGAUUAUACCCCUGAUACUCUGAGAACUCAGAAGCCUGUCAAAAUUAAGGACGAGACAUUGAGUUUUCACGUCAUGACCGACCUAGUGACUGGUGAAAUGAAAAUAGAUAAACAAGGUGGAUCUACACCAAAAGGAAAAAGAAAACGUGCCAGAAAGCUUAAAGAAGACCGUGAGUUCGAAAAGGGAACAUGUUGGGGCGUGCCCAGCAAGACAGAGUCAUGUAGGAUAACCAGAGUUGUGGAACAUAACCAGUUCAACCACAAGAAGAUACCUCCUUACCAUCUCUUUAGAUACUCGGGCGAGGUAUUAUACCACACUGCAAUCCCCCUUCCACUCAACUACCAAGGUACUGCACGUAACGUCUUCAACACCAUGAUAAGCAGUAUUGUCGAGGUUGGGAAACUCAUUCCCAUUACUAAAGGAAGGCGCCAAUACAUGCAAGUGCUACAAAAACAAGAGAAAAUACCGUUACCGGACCUUGAACUGCUCCCUGCUCCCAGCAAACCAACCAAAAAAGCCAAAAGAACCCACGUGCCAUCUUCUCCUGUAACAACUGUUCCCCAGGAUCGACCACCAUUCAGAAAGAUUAAAAUUGUGUGCACUCCUACACCCUCUCCUAAUGCUAAACCUCUUUAUUCAAACCAACAAAUACUUCUGAAAUCUCCCCUUUCAGACAGCGGCGAGGUUGUUUAUCGUGGCAGGAGAACUAAAUCAGUACCUAAACCGAUGGGGGGUCCAAUCAAAAAGAAAGUGAAUCCAGGGAUGAAUUUCAAUAUUGGUGCUAAUCUUAAUUUCAGCAAAGGAAAGGACUCGUCCAGAAGCAAAGCAACCUCAGGAGAUCUUUACAGAGGCCAAAGAGUCGGCCCUGGAAGUACAACCCUACAAAAUCAACGUGUUUCAUCACACUUUGACAUGUCCCAAAUGGAGGACGACCCAUUCGCAUUACAGAACAAGGAUGCUACAAGAGACUUUCUGAAAGAGAGACUGAGGGGAUAUCUGAGUGAGGAGAAUUGUCAAGAGAGUUAUGUGCUGGAGGAACAUACCGUCAUGUUUCUGAAGAACUUCAUGAGCGAUAAGUUCAUAAACUCGCCAUCAGUAAGGAACAGAGUCGAGAAGAUUCUAAAGGGGAUCCAAGAUACUAUCCCAGAUAAUCCUGUAAAGCGGCUGGCCAUUAAGAACUCUAGAUCCAAGUUAGCAGACAUUAUUGAUCAGCCGGACUAUGCUAAAGUCUAUAAUCUGGAUGAUGAAGCGGUGAGGUUUAUGGAGGCUUUUGCGUUUGGUGUGGCUAAUCCUUGUCAGAGAGAUGUUGAAAAGGCUGAGGAGAUAUUGAGAGUAGUUGAAGUAAGAGGUUUGAGGAAUGUCUUGAUAAAUCUAACAGCAACCCAUGCUCCUGUGGUUCAUUCAUUCGACCUUUCAACUCGAAUUUUCAUCGACAAUUUUGUGUCUCGAGUUAGGCCCGACAAAAUGCAUCUAACAGAUUUGACGAAACUGAAACAAAUUAUUAAACAACUGAAGGAUACAAAAAGUUCAAAUCCAAUCGCAGACCAUUGCCAGGAUAUAGAAUCAACUUCGAGCAAAGAAGCAGGCACUAAGAGCUCAUAUGAGAAGCAAAAAGAACUGCUAAUGAACGACACGAUCAAUGAAUCUGAUCUAUCAUCUCCAGAGAUAAUGAGAUCUUAUAAUGACGAUUGUUCCACCAUAAUAUCACCUCCUGAUUUAUCGAUAUCGUCCCAACCCUGCACUGAUCUGAAGUGCCCUGAGGUUAUACUAGACGAGACUGAUGAAGAAAACCAAGAUGGAAUCCCAGCGAAUGAUUUUAACCAUAGUGAUUGCAGUGGUGCGGAAGGAAAGGAAUCUUCUUCUUCUUUCUGUAAAUUUGCAGACCUUGGGAUAAUAGGGCUUGUCAAAAAUACGGCUCCCAUUACCAAUGAAAAUACAUCUGAAGAAUGUGAGGAUGUCAACGACUCGAGCAUUAGAUUUUAUGUCAAAAGUAGUGAGCUGAAAGAUGUUGACUUUUUGAGUUUCUGCUCUGUCUUUUCGAAUAAACUCAAAGAUCUUGUAAAAGAUUUAAUCGAGUCUAAAGAAAUUGAAAAAGGAUUGCUUUUGCUUGCUUCAGAUGGAGAGUCUUUUGAGUCUAUUUUCAAAAAACAUAGCCAUCCUGUUCUCUCUAUGAUUUCAGCAUUUGGUAUAUUCUCUACAAUGAAGUUCGAUAAGAGGAGAAAAUCGUGUUGUACUAAAAUUAUUGAUUUUAUCAAAGACCAAGAGUCUGUUAUCGCGCCUCUGAUACAAACCAAUUUCGCUGAAACUCUAUUUUCUAGCUGGAGAAAGGUUCCUUCAAUUUAUCGAAGAUUUUGCUCGGCCAUUGAUGAUGUGUUAGAUGAUUUUAUUACGAAGAAGUCUCCUAACUUAUUAGCCUAUUUGAGAGCCCGUGUAAGAAACAGCAGCGCAUUUGUAGAAAUGAGUGUCUCUGAAAGAUCUCUUAUCUAUAGACUAUUCUAUAUGAUAGAUAGUUCAGAAACACAAAAGAUGGUCACCACACGAAUCACUAACUUGAAAAGAACUCUGAUGCUGCUAGAAAAAUAUACAUUCGAUCUGGAUCCAAUUUUUCAAAGUCGUGAAAUGUGCAAACAAUUAUUACAAGAAAAAGGGCUCGAAAAACUUGCCCCAACUGUAGAAGGAAAUCAUGUUGAUGUUGAUGUUUCCACGCCCGUCAACGAGGAGCAUCUAUCGAGUUUACGCAUGUUCAUGCGCCAAACCAUGACAGACAUUAAAUUCGUUGAAAAGAUAAAUGUAAAUCAGACAAUAUUCCUGAGGAAUUUUGUGGACGGUCAUCUGUUGAAUAUGGAUUGGGAAAUGCAAUAUCAUCAUACCAUGGACAUCCUCAAUCAAGUUUUUGAAAAGUCUGACAAGGAUAAAGAAGAUGGUAAAAAGAAUAGCGCCGUCGAGAAGGAUAAAGAAGAUGGUAAAAAGAAUAGCGCAGACGAGAAGGAUAAAGAAGAUGGUAAAAAGAAUAGCGCAGACAAGAAGGAUAAAGAAGAUGGUAAAAAGAAUAGCGCAGACGAGAAGGAUAAAGAAGAUGGUAAAAAGAAUAGCGCAGACGAGAAGGAUAAAGAAGAUGGUAAAAAGAAUAGCGCAGACAAGAAGGAUAAAGAAGAUGGUAAAAAGAAUAGCGCAGACAAGAAGGAUAAGGAAGAUGGUAAAAAGAAUAGCGCAGACGAGGCCUCAGCUCAAAAAAAAAGCGAUUUGAAUGAAUUAGGACCUCAUACGGGGUCACAGAAAUGUAGAAUGAUAAUUGUCAAGAAAAAAAGUCCUGGUGAAAUAUUCAAUCUUCAAACUGAAGAUUUGCCCCAACCCAAUGCCGUAACUCAGUCAAAUGCUUCAAAUCAACACAUUAAAGGAGUCAUCGGAACCACUGUUAUUACGUUACCAAAAAGUGGCCCAGACAAAAGUGGGCCCAGCGAAGAAAAAACUUGUGAUCCUUGUCAAAAUAUGGCUGGCUUAGGGACUUUCGACUUUGGGCCCACUGACUGUGACCUGUCUGAGAUAACAAAUAAUUCACAGUUCCAGGCGUCUCCAAAGCGCGAGCGGUGCGACCUUAUUGGUUUAUCAACUGAUGGCACUCAUUUUAAAAAGCGACAUUACCGAAAAACGAUUGCCGAACAAUGUUCCAGUGGAUGCAUUCAAAUCGUUCAUCCGAUGUUUUCUUCAACUGUGCCUGUUCUCAUCGUUUGUAAACGCCACUACGAAAUCCUUUCCAAUGGUUUUUGUGAAAUUGAAAAGCAAUCCGGUCAUAAAUUGGUGAUUCCCUCCCGCAAUAGACAGCUACUGCAGGCACAUCCCCAAAAAACUUGGGGGAUCAACAUAACGUCAAAAAGUUCAAUAUAUCCGCGAGCUAGGGGUUUGAAGCCAGAAAGACCGACAAAUUCAGACAACCAAAUUCAACCCGCCAAACUCAUUGAAAUACUGGAAGAUCAUGUGAACCCAGAAUCUGGUCACGAUAAUAGCCCAUUGUGCUCGAGUGGAACAUCUGAUGCUGAACGGUUACUCCUUCAGCAAAACAUCAAAGCUGGAGAGAAGAUAAAAGUGUUAACCCAGACGAACAAAAAAUUAAACCAGAGAAUUGCUGAUAUCGUGGAACAAUUGCGUACUGAGAGAGAGUUGAGAACUACUGUAAAGAGCAUGUCUACCAAAUGGCAGGAUGCCAACAAGCACCUCACUCAAUCAACUAACGAACAACUGUCUCACAAAAACGAUCAAAGCAAAAAGAUGGAGGAACAUCUGGCAGAAUUUAAGAAACAGAGCGCUGAACUCCGGCUACAAAACGUGGAACUGCAGCUAAACACUCCGCAAACUAUCAGUAAACUACUAGCUGAGAUAGAGGAGCUAAAGUCCACAAACAGCAAGGUUCAGACUAUAAAUACCAAUCUUUAUCAGAGCCUGUGUAAGAAGAACGAUGCUGUCAAAUCUUUAGAGGUAUCAAUACAGAGUAUAUCAGAAGCUUUGAGAUUGCAAACUAAGACAAUCUCUACCAUGUCAAGGAAACAUUACGAUACUUUAUUAGAAGAUCAUAACAACAAGGUUUUAAGUGGAUACGAGAGUCUGGUUACUAUAACCUGCAAGAUAUUGGGAGAGCAACAAGCGAUCAACAAAGAGAAGAUAGAAGACCCAGUAAAAAUGCGGGAAAUUUGCGAGAGCGUAGCGGGAGAAGAGAACUUGUUCAGCAUCUUCAUGCGAGUAUUUUGUGGGAACAGUGUCUGUAAGGACGAAACUGAGACUGAGGCCAUCGAGAAACGAGUUUUAUUCCUGAUAAAUUUAAUGUCUUAUUUCUACAACGGGGGGAAUGAUGAAGAAGAGGAUGGACCUAGUAGCAGUAGUUUAUCAACAUUACUUUAGUUUGUUUUAGUUACUUAAUUCAAGUUGUUUUUCCUUCCCUUUUUAUUUACAGGUAAUAUGGUUAUAAAUUGAUAUUUAAAUUAUAAUAUAUAACCCGUCUUUAAGGCGAAAUUAACAGAUAUUUUAGCAACAGUGCAAUGCCAGUAACUGCAAAUAAUUUUGGAAGAUUAAUUUUUUUAUUUUAUUAUUAAACGAGUUCAAUAAUAUAAUUUAAAUAACUUUUCAGAACAUAACAGCACAUUUCUUACUGCUGAUAUUAUAGGUAGUUUGCGGCGUAAUUUGCCUUAUUUUAUUCCAGAACAUGUACUUCCUAAAAGUAUUUUGGAUCGCUUGCCAGCUGAAUUCAAUCAUGAAAUGUGAUUUGCAGUAACUUUCAAGGUCAUAAGCUGUUAUUAUUUUAUCAGGUUCAAGGACUUCACUCAUAAUUUAUUAUAAUUUUCCUAGAUAUUGCUAUGGUGGGGACAUGAGCCUUAUUAAUCUGUCACGUGACAGUCACUAACCAAUCAGCUCUCAGCAGCCACCAUUAAAAUAUUCAAAUCAACGUCACGUGUCAAGAAAAUAUGGCCUGGGUCACUAGUUUUCAAGUCUAACAACCCCUCUUGUUUUGCUUUGUUAGUUAUAUUGUUAUGUCUUAUUUUGCGAAUGAUCUUUUUAAACAUUUUAAAUUGUAAUUUAUUGAGAUUGUUUACAUUUUUAACA
Messenger RNA from Bolinopsis microptera, 6490 nucleotides. RefSeq lists its product as uncharacterized. The coding region runs from base 17 to 5791 and encodes 1924 amino acids. NCBI's taxonomy places the organism in Eukaryota, Metazoa, Ctenophora, Tentaculata, Lobata, Bolinopsidae. The transcript has 16 exons. The record is from RefSeq and is a predicted model, not a curated record.